AUGGCUCCAGGGAUUUAUCCUAUGGCUUUUGGAGUUGUUGAUUCUGAGACAGAGGAGAAUUGGACAAGGACAUGUUCUUGUCGUCUUUGGCAAAUUGAUGGUUUUCCUUGUAUGCAUGUUGUGGCUGCAAUUCUAGCAAAGAGUUACUACAGUUCUAACUUCUUUCGAAAAGCCUAUGAGAGUCCUACUUUUCCUAUUCCAAAUAUUAGGAAAGGCUUGGACAGCAACGGUUCAGCUGCUGGAGUUGUGCUUCUGCCAAUUGCAAAGAGGCUAGCCAGAAGACCACCAACGAAGAGGAUUAAAGCUUUUGGUGAAGUUACAAGGCCAUUGAAAUGCAGUCGGUGCAGUGUUGCUGGGCAAAACAGGAAGACUUGCAAGGCCGUGAUAUGA
Prunus dulcis (almond) is the source of this 390-nucleotide messenger RNA. RefSeq lists its product as uncharacterized. Gene Ontology annotation, molecular function: zinc ion binding. The coding region runs from base 1 to 390 and encodes 129 amino acids. NCBI's taxonomy places the organism in Eukaryota, Viridiplantae, Streptophyta, Magnoliopsida, Rosales, Rosaceae. The record is from RefSeq and is a predicted model, not a curated record. The transcript is spliced from 3 exons.